AUGUCUACCAAGGCGGCGGUAAAGCAGAUUCGAGGAGCUAUUGAUGGGAAGGACUUUGUCCUUGCUGUCGAAAAGGCGCAAGCUCUCCUGAUCAAGGAUCCCGACAAUUAUGUUGCAAAUCUCUAUCUCGGCGUCGCAACAGACCGCCUGAACAAGCUUGAAGAGUCGGAAGCUGCAUAUCUCGCCGCGACUCGCAUAAAGCCCACUGAACGUACUCCUUGGCAAGGGUUGAUCGUUCUGUACGAGAAACAAGGCAAUCAAAAGCUUGAUGCAUAUCACACAGCUGUCUUAUCAUAUGGCCAAACUCUGGCAGACAGCGAUGAACUCGAACGUUGCCAAGACCUGGUGAACAAAUACACUGAGUUUGCUCGAAACAAUGGCUCCAAGAGCCAGCUUAAGCAUGCCCUUGAACUUCAACUACCAUCAUCUCCCCUUUACAGCUUCCUUGAAGGACGGCUGCCUCACCCAUCACACACCUAUCUCCGCAUAAUCGAAAUCACCGAGGCCGAAGAAAAAGCAUUCAUCAAUCGUGAAAUUGGCGAGCGCAGAACUCGACUAGGAGCCCGGCUCGGCCAAGUCACAUCCGAGGUCAAGAGAGAAGCCUUUGCGAGAAGCGAACUGGAGGCACUGUAUCAAGGCCUCAUUGACUGGACCACCGAUGAUAGCGUCCGUCGACAGUAUGAAGAGAAAAUACUUCAGCGCUUGUGUGACGAGCUGGAAGUUCUUCCAAAGAAGUCCAAGAAUCCGAAGAGAAAACAAAUCAUCCGCGCAGCAGAGGACAUGGUUAUCAUUAAGCACCCUUUCGAGCUGGCAUGGGAAAUCGCAAUGGAAUGGAAGGACACCGAAGACUACGCAGAGUUCGACGUUGGCGUUUUGCGCGAAUUCAUCGAGUUCUUCCCUGAAAAUGGUCUUUCCAAGGUUCUGGAUGGCUUUUUGUCAACCGAUCUCUCUCCAUUUCCCCAACAAGAGGAUGAUAAAGAACAGCAAACCAGUGGUGAUGCAGACAACAAACCCGAAGAAGAAAGCCGCAUGACGAUGGCAGAGCGCCUGAUUCCCAUGAUCAAUGGCGCUCAACUUGCCAGCACCUCGAUUCUUGCGCACCGCUUAAUGGCUGAUGUUUAUCACUCUAUGGAAGAGUAUGAGAGCGCCGCGGAGAUGUCUAAGAAGGGCAAGUCCAACAUUGAUGAGCUUGUUAAAUCUACCGGUCUCACUUUGACCAACGCGACUGAUGCUGUCGACAUAACAUAUGCCCAGUGUCUGAUCUUCCACCAAUCCCCUCGACACCAUCCAGAAGCCAAGCAGAUUUUUGAAAGAAUUCUCCAACGAAAGCCAAAAUCCACAAGCUGUCUCUUGGGUAUCGGGCUGAUCUUGAAAGUGGAUGAAGAUUAUUCCAGCGCAAUCGACUUCCUGCAGCGGGCCUUGGAACGAGACGACUCGAAUCUUAUGAUCCGUGGCGAGCUUGCAUGGUGCAAAGCAUUGAACGGCGAUCUUGAGGCGGGUCUCAAUGGCCUCCAAGAUACUCUCGAGCUUCUGAAGCAACAGAAGACUGAAGCCAAAGCCACCAAGGCCGAGCUUCUCUACCGCACUGGAUAUUGCCAAUGGGAAAUAGACCCGUCCCCCGCCGCCAGAAAAGAUCGGAGCCGGGCCUACGCCAGCUUCCUUGCCUCUAUCACAACGAACUUUGAUUAUGCGCCAGCGUACACGAGUCUCGGCUUCUAUUAUGCAGAUUACAAGAAGGACAAGAAUCGAGCUCGUCAGUGCUUUCAGAGAGCGUUCGAAUUGUCACCUUCGGAAAUCGAAGCAGCGAAGCGUCUGUCGCAAGUAUUUGCUGAUAAGAAAGACUGGGACUAUGUUCAACUGAUCGCGCAGCGGGCUGUCGACUCGGGUAGAGCUAAACCUGCCCCUGGAGCAAAGCGCAAAGGCCAUAGCUGGCCAUACGCGGCUCUGGGAACAGCUCACAUCAACAAACAGGAAUAUCCAGAGAGCAUUGGUCAUUUCCAAACUGCUUUGCGAAUUUCGCCGGAUGACUACAAUUCCUGGGUUGGGCUAGCCGAGGGGUAUCACCAUUCUGGCCGACACAUCGCCGCAAUCAAUGCUCUUGAGCAUGCUCUGGGGCUGGAGGAGUCCCUUUCCAGCAGCGAAAAAGAGAAUAUUUGGUUUGCUAGACACAUGUUGGCAAAUGUGAAACGUGAGCUUCGCGAGUAUGAUGCCGCGAUUGAAAUCUACGAGGAUCUUCUGAAGCAGCGCCCUGAUGACGCCGGAAAUAAAAUCGCUUUACUUCAGACACUGACAGAGAGCUCAUGGAAGAAUUUGCACACGGGUCUGUUCAAUGACGCAGCAGAGCUUGCCGUCAAAGCCAUCAAUGUGGCCCAGCUGCUCGUGGAUACUCGCAGCGAGAUCUUCAAUCUCUGGAAGCUUGUUGGCGAUGCUUGUUCACUUUUCUCUUACAUUAAGAGAAAAGCGGAUAAGGUAUCUGUCGCAGCUUGCAAGAAGCUGAUCACUACCGGACUUGACCCCGCAGCACUGGAGAUCGUGACUGAUGUUGAUGAAAUCGGCCAGAUUUGGCUCGAUUCUAUCGACAGUGAAGAUGCGGCUUCACCGGAAUUCUGUAUCCAUCUGUCGCUUCUGGCUUUCAAGCGGGCGGUUCACGUUGCUGUCAAUGACAAGCAUGCACUGGCCGUUGCCUGGUACAAUCUUGGCUGGGCUGAAUAUCAUGCAUACCGGAACGUGCGAGAGCACGGUUCGGGCAAUAUUCAGCCCCGCCAGAAGUAUCUCAUGGCGGCGGUCGGAUGCUUCAAGAAGGCAAUCGAGUCAGAGGCGGGCAAUGCCGAGUUCUGGAAUUCACUCGGCGUGGUUACGGCAAGCCUGAGCCCUAAAGUCUCGCAGCACUCGCUUGUCAGAAGCUUGCAUUUGAAUGAGCGGAACGCGCAGACCUGGACCAACCUCGGCGCACUUUACCUUCUCAACGGUGACGCUGAACUGGCGAACAUGGCUUUCACUCGGGCUCAGUCUAGUGACCCGCAGUUUGCACAGGCUUGGGUCGGACAAGCCGCAGUUGCUCUCAGUUUCGACACUGCUAGUGAGGCACGGGGUCUCUUCGAACACGCCUUUGAUCUCUCCCGCUCAUCGGAGACAGUUCCCAAGCGCCAUUACGCGUUAUCUCUGUUCGAUCACCUCCUCUCCGAAUCCUCCUCUUCGAAUGAAGUUGCCGAGCUCAUUCGACCCUUCUUCGCUCUUCACCAACUCGUCAUUCAGGACCCAUCAGACAUGUCAUUUGUGCAUCUUUCGGCUCUGGUGGCAGAGAGAAUGGGUGAAACUGCCGAUGCCCAGGCGAGCUUAGAGAGUGUGUGCUCUGGUAUGGAAGCCGAGUACGAAAAUUCCGAGUCUGUCACUUCACUCCUCAAGUAUGCCCAAGCCAACGCCGACUCCGCUCGUGUUCUUCUAGCAUGCCAUGAGUAUGAGCAAGCUGCGGAAGCGGCCCAAACUGCACUCUCCCUAGCAGAUGAUGAGGAAGCUGAAAAGUGUGACCCCGACGCUUACGCCAAACUUCGUCUUUCAGCACAUCUGACAGCUGGUCUCGCAUAUUACUUCACAAAGUCAAUGGAUGAAGCCAUAGACAUGUUUGGCGCUGCUCUUCACGAAGCCGACAAUGAUCCAGAUGUGGUUUGCCUUCUUGCUCAGGUUCUUUGGGCUAAGGGUGGCGAGGAGGAAAGAUCACUUGCUCGCAAAACGCUUGUCGAUUGCACUCAUGAAAACUCUGACCACGUCGGUGCGGCUACUCUCCUCGGUGCGAUUGCUAUUCUGGAUGGCGACAACGAAUUAAUCAAAACUGCCGAGUCUAACCUCAAGACUCUGCUUGUUCGCGACGAAAUUGACCUCCAGGACCGCACCAAGUUACUCAAGCUUCUCGGUACGAUUUCCACUCUGGGAUUAAGUGAGGAUAUUGAACUGCCCGAAGACAUGCGCAGAAUCAAGGAGGCGACCGCAGCCAUCAUGUUGUCUCCUGGCCAACCGCAGGGUUGGACCGAGCUCUCCAACGGCUCGAAGUCCGGAUACCCAGCGGAGAUGGCCAUCGAUCGAGCUUUGCGCAGUGUGCCCCCGCACGGAAACCUGGAAGCUACCGAUCUGAGCCAGGCAUAUGCCCAGAGCGGCAAUGCUGGCGAUGCUCUCAGGUCGAUCAUGGUCGCACCGUGGCGACCUGAGGGUUGGGGUGCGUUGAAAUCGGUGGUGUGA
Molecule: messenger RNA, 4233 nt
Organism: Penicillium malachiteum
Lineage: Eukaryota; Fungi; Ascomycota; Eurotiomycetes; Eurotiales; Aspergillaceae
Product: SKI complex subunit tetratricopeptide repeat protein SKI3
Exons: 3
Coding region: 1-4233 (1410 amino acids)
Cellular component (GO): Ski complex
Molecular function (GO): protein binding
Source: RefSeq, a predicted model, not a curated record